Octopus sinensis (East Asian common octopus) is the source of this 560-nucleotide messenger RNA. Its product is annotated as zinc finger protein 22-like. Gene Ontology annotation, biological process: regulation of transcription by RNA polymerase II. Gene Ontology annotation, molecular function: RNA polymerase II cis-regulatory region sequence-specific DNA binding; DNA-binding transcription factor activity, RNA polymerase II-specific. Bases 249 to 560 code for a protein of 103 amino acids. The record is from RefSeq and is a predicted model, not a curated record. NCBI's taxonomy places the organism in Eukaryota, Metazoa, Mollusca, Cephalopoda, Octopoda, Octopodidae. The transcript has 3 exons.
GGAAAAUCAUCAUAUGACUGUGACAUCUGUAGAGAGUCAUUCUUAAAGAAAGUAAAUUUAGUCAAAACAAACAAAUUCAUACAGGGAAGAAACCUUAUCAGUGUGAUAUCUGUGGUACAUCAUUCUCUGUUGACAGUCACUUAACUCAACACAAACGUAUUCAUACAGGAGAGAAACCAUAUCCCUGUGAUAUCUGUGCUAAAUCAUUUGUCAAUGGCAGUAACUUAAUUCGACACAAACGUAUUCAUAUGGGGGAGAAGCCAUAUCACUGUACUAUCUGUGGUAAAUCAUUCUCUAAUGACAGUCACUUAACUCGACAUAUACGUAUCCAUACAGGAGAAAAACCUUAUCCCUGUGAUAUCUGUGGUGAAUCCUUCUUUGCUGGCAGUAGCUUAACUCGACACAAACGUAUCCAUACGGGAGAGAAACCAUAUCACUGUGAUUUAUGUGGUAAAUCUUUCUCUGAAAACGGUAGCUUAACUCAACACCAACGUAUUCAUACAGGGGAGAAGCCAUAUCACUGUGACAUCUGUGAUAAAUCAUUCUCUAAAAUCACCUGA